This is a messenger RNA of Teleopsis dalmanni, 1384 nucleotides long. It is a transcript of the gene Syx16, whose product is annotated as syntaxin-16. Gene Ontology annotation, biological process: vesicle-mediated transport; vesicle fusion; intracellular protein transport. The record is from RefSeq and is a predicted model, not a curated record. Gene Ontology annotation, molecular function: SNARE binding; SNAP receptor activity. The transcript is spliced from 3 exons. Gene Ontology annotation, cellular component: membrane; SNARE complex; endomembrane system. Bases 161 to 1210 code for a protein of 349 amino acids. NCBI's taxonomy places the organism in Eukaryota, Metazoa, Arthropoda, Insecta, Diptera, Diopsidae.
AUUACUCACUGAACAAUCGCUGAAAAAUGUUUGUAGUUAACAUAUUGUAAUUUGCAAUUGAAAAUAUUGUUAAUAUAACUCAAUAAAGAUUUAUUUGCAAAGUUAGUUCUUCGAUAUUUAUACAGUAUAACGUUUUUUCGGGCAGAAUUGUUAACUGAAAAUGUCGUCAAGAAAUUUAACAGAAGUUUUUGUAAUUAUGCGCAACAAUGCAUCAAAAAACCGAAAUCUGUACACAGAUGAAAGACGGGACAGUGAUGCUGAACGUCUAUUAAAGCACUCAAUUAGAGAAGCGGAGGAAGGCUUAGAGCUGCGAGAUGAUUAUGGAUCGCCUCCAGUGUGGCUCGACAAAUUUGAAGAAGCCCAAUAUACGAUGUCCAAAAUAAAGCCGAAGUUGGACGAAUUAGGCUCACUGCAUGCAAGACAUUUGUUGCGCCCAACAUUUGAUGAAAAUAGUGAAGAGGAGCAUGAUAUUGAACAACUUAGUCAAGAAAUAUCCAAGCUUAUAACUUCCACACAUCGUCACAUUCAGUGUAUACGUUCCAGUCUAGAAAUCGGUAGCAAAAUAGAGCAAAGACUUACUGCAAAUGUGAUAACGUGUUUGCUAUUGGAGUUACAAGAGUUGACAAAUAAAUUUAGGAACAGCCAAAAUACUUAUGUGCGACAGCUUACAUCCCGUGAGGAGCGUUCACAGAAGUAUUUUGAAUCGAAUGAUUUUACUAACGUCGACUUGCGAUCAAAUGCAACAGAACGCGAUAAUUAUGUGGAAACAUUUGACAAUUUUUUGCAGCCGACAUCAUCUAAAUCUUCUACUACGGCUUAUCUCUAUGAUAAUGAAUCAGAUCAACAAAUUGAUGAACACUUCCAAAGACCAGUCUCUAGUCGUAUGACCCAACAACAGUUGCUAUUAUUUGAGGAAGAUAACACUCGUAUGGCAUUACAUCGCGAAGAAGAAGUAUCCAAAAUUGUUAAAUCUAUAUAUGAUCUUAACGACAUAUUCAAAGAUCUGGGUCAAAUGGUCCAUGAACAAGGUACUGUGUUAGAUCGCAUUGAUUAUAACGUUGAGCAAACUCAAACAAGGGUCUCGGAGGGAUUAAAACAGUUACACCGUGCAGAAAUGUAUCAGCGUAAAAACCGAAAAAUGUGUGUCAUAUUUGUGCUGGCUGCAAUUACUUUAUUCUUGUUGUUGUUAUUAAUUUUCACGAAACUGUAAACAAAUAUUCUUUGUAUUUGUUAUAUUUAUUUAUAUAUAUAUAUAUAAUAGAAAGUUAUAAACAUAAAUGUAAAUCUGCAAGUGUUGUUAAUGGUUAUCACAUCCUUUCCGACAGCCUGCUGGCUACAGAUCUUAAGUUGCCAUACACUUUGUUAGGUGGCGAGCCCAAAAUUA